Messenger RNA from Oncorhynchus gorbuscha (pink salmon), 5321 nucleotides. Its product is annotated as tetratricopeptide repeat protein 39C-like. The transcript has 14 exons. The record is from RefSeq and is a predicted model, not a curated record. The coding region runs from base 13 to 1644 and encodes 543 amino acids. Lineage: Eukaryota; Metazoa; Chordata; Actinopteri; Salmoniformes; Salmonidae. Gene Ontology annotation, biological process: cilium assembly; otolith morphogenesis. Gene Ontology annotation, molecular function: protein binding.
CACAGUCCACUGAUGAGUUUCGGAGCCAGUUUUGUCAGCUUCCUGACAAUUGGAUUCUAUUGGAGUGAAGAACAGGAAGAGAAUGCCAUGAUGACGUUUGAGGAGGAGAAGAUGCAGACAGCCUUUGAUGACCUCCGAGCCACGGAGAGACUUUGUGAGCGAGACAAUGCCGGGGUCAUCGAGACGAUCAAAAACAAGAUCAAGAAGAGUGACCCUCAGAGGUCAGGGGUGGCUAUAGUAGACCGCCUCCAGAGACAGAUCCUUGUGGCAGACUGCCAGGUGUACCUCGCUGUCCUCUCCUUCAUCAAACAGGAACUGUCAGCAUACAUCAGAGGAGGCUGGAUCCUCCGCAAAGCCUGGAAGAUGUACAACAAGUGUUACAGCGACAUCAGCCAGCUGCAGGAUUGCAGCAAGAAGAGGUCCUCCGACCAGCAGGCGUCUCCCUCUCCAUCCACUGACCAGGCCAACCACGGCGCGGCCAAGCUCCCAACCCAGAGGACCAAUGGGGUGAGCCCGGAGGCCCUAGCCCGGCUUAAGGGCUCAGUCAGUUUUGGCUACGGCCUGUUCCACCUGUGCAUCUCCAUGAUACCGCCGCACCUGCUGAAGAUUGUCAACCUUCUGGGUUUCCCCGGCGACCGUCACCAGGGGCUGUCCGCCCUUGCGUAUGCCAGUGAAAGUAAGGACAUGAAGGCCCCCUUAGCUACGUUGGCCCUCUUGUGGUACCAUACGGUAGUGCAACCCUUCUUUACCCUGGACGGCUCAGACACACAGGCCGGUCUGAUGGAGGCGAAGGCUAUCCUCCAGAGAAAGGAGCCCGUAUACCCUAACUCCUCCCUCUUCAUAUUCUUCAAGGGCAGGGUGCAGCGUCUGGAGUGCCAGAUCAACAGUGCAGUGACGUCCUUCCAAAAUGCCUUAGAGCUGGCUACAGACCAGAGGGAGAUCCAACAUGUUUGUUUGUAUGAAAUAGGCUGGUGCAGUAUGAUGGAGCUGAAGUGCGGUGACGCCUACAAGGCCUUUCAGCGUCUGGCGACCGAGUCACGCUGGUCCCAGUGUUACUACACCUACCUAACUGGAGUGUGCCAGGGAGCGUCAGGAGAUCUGGAGGGAGCGGCCGCUGUCUUCAAGGACGUACACAAGCUUUUGAAACGGAACAGCAAUCAGAUAGAACAGUUCUCUAUGCAGAGGGCGCAGAGGCUCAGCAAACACACCCCAUCCAGAGAGCUGUGUAUCCUGGCUGUGAUCGAGGUGCUCUACCUGUGGAAGGCCCUGCCUAACUGCUCCACCGCUAAGCUGCAGACCAUGAGCCGAGUUCUGCAGGAACUAGAUGACAUCUCAUUUGCUGGCCUGAAAAACCUGCUCCUUGGUGACAUACACAGAUGUCUCGGCAACAUGAACGACUCCAUUCAGUGCUUCCAUCUGGCUGCCAGAGAUGAGAUGGGCCAUCAAAACAACUCCUAUGUGCAGCCCUACUCCAUCUACGAGUUAGGCUGCGUCUUACUGGACAGCCCUGAGUCUGAAGCGAAGGGCAGAGCUCUGAUGCUCCAGGCCAAGGAGAACUAUGCUGGCUAUGACUUUGAGAACAGGCUCCAUGUGCGCAUUCAUUCAGCUCUGGCUUCCAUGAGAGAGGAGGUGACCCCACCCUGACCGCACCCUUUCUCGACCAUACAUCCACCCUAGCUUGUGUUGGGGGUAGGAGGAGCUGGAAACGGCUCCCUUUAGAGAAGCCAUCUUGAUCUCCACAGCACUGUGAUGGUUCACUGCAUUGUUUUUCAGUUGACUUGUGUUUGUUUUUUAGAAUGAAUGUGCCAUCAAGUUUGCAAUGUAUAGUUUACAGUAAGAGUUUCCUGGAGCGACAAUGCAGGAAUAGUUAAGACUACUGGAGUGUAUUAGUGUGUUUUCAACCAGAUCAAAUAUGUACAGUGGUUGCAGCUGGGAGGCAAAUGCAACUUUUUACAGGGGAAAGUGUCUUUAUGGGGGGAAAAUCUAUUUAAAUUGUACAAUCAUAUCUUUAUUCUUUCCCAUGUGUUGGGAAAAGGUUCAGAUGCAGAACUGGGUAAGCCAUUGGGUAUGCCAUUGGGUAUGCCAUUGGGUAUGCCAUUGGGUAUGCCACACUCCAUUAUAAAUUAAGCCGUGCCCAGGUUGCUGCCAGAUUAUGACCUGAAUGUCCAAAGUCCUGUUGCUGUUACAGUAGUAGACCAUCUGAAUGCACAAAUCCUAUGCUACUACUCAUCGCGUGGCCUUGUGGCACUGUAAAUUGGGGAGAUUUUCUACACAUCUUGCCAUGGGUUGCAGAGAACAUUCUGCAGUUUUAAAGGCCCAGUGCAGUCAACAUUUUUAUUUUCCUGUGUUUCAUAUAUAUUUCUACACUAGGAGGUUGGAAUAAGGUUGACUGUAACGUCUCUUCACAAUCCUCAAGUCAAGAACAGACUAUGGGAGGCGCACAGUACAUGGAGCCAUGGCUACAUGGAACUCUAUUCCACAUCAGGUAACUGAUGCAAGCAGUAGAAUCCAAUAAUAAUACACUGUAUGGAACCUCGGGGACUGUGAAGAGACACACACCUCGGGAACCUCGGGGACUGUGAAGAGACACACACAUACACAUGAUAAGGCAUGCACUCUACACACCUACAAAUGGAUGUUGUAUUAGAUGUGACAGUAGAGUAGUAGCCCGAGGGAACACACUUAAUGUGUUGUGAAAAGUUUUAUUAAAUGUAAUAUUUUAAAUUGUAUAUACAAUGAAUGUUGAAUGUUUUUGGACCCCAGCAAGGCAGCAGCUAAUGGGGAUCCUUAAUACAUAUAAUACUGUGAACAUGAAGCUGAUGAUGAUAAUACCCUUUUAGUGUAAGAGCUGUUUGAGUUGUUGGCCUUCCAUGGUUACCUCACCAUGCGGUAAAUGAGUAAAUAAACCAAUAAGAAAGGGUUCCAAAUCUGCCAAUAACAGCUCAUGGUCAGAUUUCCCCUCCCCACUCAGACCACUCCCAGACAGUACUAAUGAAAUUCUUUCUUGACAAAUUGCUCUUUAAGAAGCAAUUUUUGUUUCUUUUUGGCCAUUUUUAAUUUAAAACAAUCACAGUAAGGUACUUAUUUGUUACCCAGAAAUGAUUUGAUAUUGAGAUUAAAAAUGGCUUCAAUGGAUAUUUUUAAAGCAAGUUUUCUGAAAUUCUACACAUUUUGCCAUGGGGCAGUGAGAACUUUGCAAUUGUAGAAAAAAAAUCUAUUUUAAAGCUAAUUUCCUGGAAUUCUACACAUUUUGUAAUGACUUAUGUCAUGUUAAUAUAAUAUCUGAGUGAGAAUGACUAACAAAAUCCUUGUGUGCCCCCUGGAGAUCAGGGCCCCUGGGCAUGUGCCUGGUCGCUAUUCGGACAGGUUUAGAUAGCUGGCUAGACUAACAAGCAAUAAUUGAGUGACUGGAAGUGACCUACAUAACGAGAACAAUUGCUGAUGCACAAUGACAUUUCCAAAUUGAACGUGGUGUAUUCUAUUAUUCUUACUCUCAAUAGUAAGUUGAGACCCCGACUGAGUUCUUGAAAAAAUAUAUACAGUGCCUUCAUAAAGUAUCGACACCCCUUGAACAUAUUUUGUUAUUAUAUAGCCUGAAUUCAAAAUGAAUCAAAUUAAAUAAAAAAUCUCAGCUAUCUUUUUUUCUAAUUUAUUGAAAAUUAAAUAUAGCAUUUCCACAAGUAUUUCCAACCCUGGGGUCAAUGCAUGUUAGAAUCCCCUAUGGCAGUGAUUACAGCUGUGAGUCUUUCUGGGUAAGUCUCUAAGAGCUUUGGACACCUGGAUUGUACAAUAUUUGCACAUUAUUCUUUAAAACAUGUUCAAGCUCUAUCAAGUUGGUUGUUGAUCAUUGCUAGACAGGCAUUUUCCAGUCUUCCCAUAGAUUGUCGAGCGGAUUUAAGUCAAAACUGCAACUAGGCCACUCAGAAACAUUCAAUGUCGUCUUGGUUAGCAACUCCAGUGUAUAUUUGGCCUUGUUUUAGGUAAUUGUCCUGAUGAAAGGUGAAUUUGUCUCCCAGUGUCUGUUGGAUAGCAGACUGAACCAGGUUUUCCUCCAGGAUUUAGCCUGUGCUUAGCUCUAUUCUCUUUCUUUUUAUCCUAAAAAAACUCCAUAGUUCUUGAUGAGGAAAAGCAUAAGCAUAACAAAAUGUCGCCACCACCAUGCCUGAAAAUAUGAAGAGUGGUACUAAGUGGUGUUGGAUUUGCCCCAAACAUAACGCUUUGUAUUCAGGACAUGCAUGUUUAGGAAUAUUUUCUUUAAAUUCUGUACAAGCUUCCUUAUUCUCACUCUGUAAUUUGGGUUAGUAUUGGGGAGUAAGUACAAUGUUGUUGAUCCAUCCUCAGUUUUCUCUUAUCACAGCCAUUAAACUCUGUAACGGGUUUAAUAUCAGCAUUGGCCUUAUGGUGAAAUCCCGGAGCGGUUUUCUUCCUCUCCGGCAACUGAGUUAGGAAGGACACCUGCAUCUAUGUAGUUACUGGGUAUAUUGAUGCACUAUCCAAAGUGUAAUUAAUAACUUCACAAAUCUCAAAGGGAUAUUCAAUGACUUAUUUUUUAUUAAUAUUUUACCCAUGUACCAAUAGGUCCACUUCUUAGCGAGACAUUGGAGACCCUCCCUGGACUUUGGUUGAAUCUGUGUAUGAAAUGCACUGCUCAGCUGAGGGACCUUACAAUUAUCUGUAUGUGUGGUGUACAGGAAUUAGGUACUCAUUAAAGAAUCAUUUUAAACACUAUUAUUGCACACCGAGUCCAUACAACUUAUUAUGUGACUUGUUAACCAAUUUAAUCCUGAUCUUAUUCUGGCUUUUCAUAAAAGAUUGAAUAAUUAUUGACUCCAGGCAGUACAGGUUUUCAUUUCUAAAAACAUCAUUCCACUUUGACAUUAUGGGGUAUUGUGUGUAGGUCAGUGACACAAAAUCCAAGUUUAAUCCAUUUUAAAUUUGGGCUGUAACUUGACAAAAUGUGGAAAAUAGGUGUGAACUUUCUGAAGGCACUAUUUAUUUUGGGGGGGUCUGGGGCCCCCUGGCUGACAGGUGCCCUAAGCGACUGCUUAUGUCUCUUAUGCCUGGAACCGGUCCUGUUGAUGGUCAUUGGCUGAUUUUCUCAAACUAAAAUAUGUUACAACAUUGUUACUAGUUUUUAAACAGUGUAUUGAUAUUUAAAGGGAAACCUACAAAUAGGUUUGUAUCAGUGUACUUUAAUUCAAUAUUACUAGAUAAAUGACAUUUUCCUUUUGGCACUUACUUGUGGGUACAACAUGCACACUGUAGGUCUACUCUGCUGUAUUUUUAUAAACUGAAAACUGGUUUUCCUGUGUUGAAUAGGG